Sebastes umbrosus (honeycomb rockfish) is the source of this 621-nucleotide messenger RNA. Its product is annotated as ubiquinol-cytochrome-c reductase complex assembly factor 3. The transcript is spliced from 2 exons. NCBI's taxonomy places the organism in Eukaryota, Metazoa, Chordata, Actinopteri, Perciformes, Sebastidae. The record is from RefSeq and is a predicted model, not a curated record. Gene Ontology annotation, biological process: mitochondrial respiratory chain complex III assembly. Bases 165 to 413 code for a protein of 82 amino acids.
GUCGGUCGCAUUAAACUAAAGAAGAAGACAGAUAUCCCAGCAUGCACUACUGCUGCUGUGUCCGACGUUACCAAACUCAGCAGACUAGAUACUGUAAAUGACUUCUGGGCAGUGAAUCAGACCAUUAUCACACAGCAGAUACCGUUUCCUCAGCCGUCUCCAUCAUGAGCGGCAUGCGGUUGAUGCUGGGCUCUGGGUCGCUGAUCGGUAUUAUGGGGCUCGGAUACGGGAUGUGGUCCAUGAUCUCUCCAGGAGAGGAGAGGCGGAAAGAGCUCCUCAAGAAUCUGCCUGAAUCGAACCCAAUGAGAAUGGAAGAGACAAGGAAGAGGAACGCUCUGGUGAUGGAAGCACUCAAGGAGGCCGCCGAAACCAAUGACAAUGUUGCAAGAAGGUACGGAGGACCUAUGAAAUAGACAGGCCCUGCUCUGUGACCUGUUUGGAAAGUAUCCGUUUAUUGAAUGCAGCUGGCAUGCAGGGCCACAAACUGUUCAAAUGAAGAUGAACGUUGUAUUAUUUUACAGGGAGAUUGUUGUCUAAUUUUCAGCUCUAAUGUCUUCAUUGUAUGUGAAAAAAAUGCACCACUGGAUGUUAAAAUUGUUAAUUAAAACUCUCCAAACACAA